Molecule: messenger RNA, 8240 nt
Organism: Pangasianodon hypophthalmus (striped catfish)
Lineage: Eukaryota; Metazoa; Chordata; Actinopteri; Siluriformes; Pangasiidae
Gene: zdhhc20b
Product: zinc finger DHHC-type palmitoyltransferase 20b
Exons: 14
Coding region: 210-1328 (372 amino acids)
Biological process (GO): peptidyl-L-cysteine S-palmitoylation; synaptic vesicle maturation; protein targeting to membrane
Cellular component (GO): Golgi apparatus; endoplasmic reticulum
Molecular function (GO): protein-cysteine S-palmitoyltransferase activity
Source: RefSeq, a predicted model, not a curated record
UCUCACACGGAUAUUUUGACUGCACUACUAAGGAAGACAGGCUAAAUCUUUUUAAAUAUUUGGAUUUCAUACCUAUCGAUAAAUCAGCGUCUCCGAAUCAUAUAUGUGAAUCGGCUCAAUGUGUCGGAUCGGAAAGAUUCGGCUCAAAGAACCGACUCUCUGGCGGACGAGUCAUCCCUCCCUGUAAGUGUGUGCUGUGGAAAUUAAAGAUGGCGCCUUCACACGUCCUCAGAUGCUGUCAGCGGGGUCUGGCUUGGAUACCAGUCAUAUUUAUAGCUUUAGUCGUGUGUUGGUCGUAUUAUGCUUACGUUGUGGAGCUGUGUGUGUUCACAGUGCCGAGUCUCGGAGAAAAAGUUAUCUACUUGGUCAUUUUUCACCUCUCCUUCAUCUUGUUCGUUUGGUCUUAUUGGAAGACCAUCUUCACGAAACCAACGAAUCCAACCAAAGAGUUCUGUUUACCCAAAGCUGAGAAGGAGCUUUAUGAGAAAGAAGAGCGUCCCGAGACGCAGCAGGAGAUCCUGAAGCGAGUGGCGAGCAGUCUGCCGCUCUACACACGCACCGGCGCUGGAGCCAUCCGCUACUGUGACCGCUGCCAGGUCAUCAAACCCGACCGGUGCCACCACUGCUCCGCGUGUGACAUGUGCGUGUUGAAGAUGGAUCAUCACUGCCCGUGGGUGAACAACUGUGUCGGUUUCUCCAAUUACAAGUUCUUCAUCCUGUUCCUGGCCUACUCGCUGCUGUACUGCCUGUUCAUCGCUGCCACCGUGCUGCAGUACUUCAUCAAGUUCUGGACACUUUGCCGGAGGAAAUCGGCAGAGAAUUGUCCGAAGAGUGAGCUGCCCGACUCUCAGGCCAAAUUCCACGUGUUGUUUCUCUUUUUUGUGGCGGCCAUGUUCUGCAUCAGCAUCCUCUCGCUCUUCACUUACCACCUGUGGCUUGUAGGAAAGAACAGAUCUACGAUAGAGGCGUUCCGAGCGCCCGUCUUCAGGAACGGACCGGAUAAAAACGGGUUCUCGCUGGGAUUCAGCAAGAACAUCGCACAGGUGUUCGGAGACCAGAAGAAGUUCUGGCUGCUACCAGUUUUCACCAGUCAGGGAGACGGACUCACAUUUCCAACCCGGCUGGUCGUCUCUGAUCCCGAGCAGCCAACAGUAGUCGUACAUCCUGAUUGCCUGAGCCAAAGUGUGGAAGGUGAGCAGAGUAGUCCUCUCAGCGAGUCUCAGAAACAUCUGCUCAACAACGACGUCCACGAUGAUCACAUCGUCGUAGAGGCUGUAAAGUCUGAUGAAAGUGACACCAUCACGGUUUCCGUGGCGAGCGAGUCCUAGCCAGGGUUCGUGAUCGUUAAAAACUGUGGAGGAGAAACACAGCCAUCAAACGUGAUGCCUUAAACAACUCCAUCACCUCUGCAGCAGCUCCUCGUCUGUGUUCAGCGUUCGGAGAAAUUUGCAUCCAUCAGUUUUUUUUCUUCUUCGUUUCUUCUUUUUUUUCACUGCAGUCACAUUUUAUCUUCACACCCACUCAUGAACUUUGAGUAAUGGUGCAAUUCUUAUAAAACCGUUUGUUGUUUACGAGAAAUAUUCGCACUACCGCUGUAUUGUUAGGGGGUUUCAUUUCCCCGGCAGUAUCGGAUCUGAUGUUUACAAAGCGGGGAGUGAUCUAAAGAGCUAUAGCCAUUUCCAUCUCCGCUCCAUUCCUGCUGCGUUUAUUUUAACGUCAUCUUACAUAGCAGACGUGUUUCAGUUCUACUGCAUCUGACCGUUUGUUUGUUUGUUUGUUUGUUUUUUUAAAUACUGGUGAUCAUAGUGCUAAUAGUUUUUCUCUCCAAGAUAACAGUUUGUUGUAUUUGAGGUCACAGGAUCGCACAUUUGCACGUUGAAAUUCCGGUUAGCAAACAUUUAAAUGAAAUUAUUAUUAAUACAUAUAUUAUAACUCUCACCCAUCAAAAACAAACCGUUACGUCACAAUAUCAAAUAACGUACUUCCGGGUGGAUAACGGCGGUGACGCUGCACUAAGAGUGUUAAACGAUUUAUUUCAACAAUAUAUUGAAAAAAAAAGAACAACGUUUUCAUUUAACUUUUGAUUAAAUAUCGAAAUACGCAGAUAUCCUGCGUGUCUAAAUAUUGACAGAACUAGACGCUCCUAACCAAAAGCAGUUUUGGUUCAAGUUGGAUGUUAAAGUUCAUUAAUUAUAAAUGAUUUCUCCAAUGCUGGAACUUUACGAUUAUCAGGAUCACGUGUGUGUAGAAUCGAUAUUUUACGUCUCAUUUUAAAUGAUUUAAAACAGUAUUGAUUAUGUUCUUGGAGUAUUGAUUAUUAUUUUUUAAUCAUCAUCAUCAUAAUGUAGAUUAACAGGAGCCAUUUUAGAAAAGUGAAACGUUUCGGAACGAUGGAAUAAAGCGGAACAGGGACGUGUCGUCUUUAAGGGGUUACGUGGUCAGAUCAUGUGGAGAGUGUCCGAUUUAAAAACCAGUUUUUCUGCACAGAGUGAACAAGACGUACAAAACUAGCGAGGGAAAAUAAAUCCUGAUGACAGACAGGAGUUAAAAGGUAGAAAACAGAAAGAACGCUGAACUGAAUGUGUUGAGGAAUGUCGCAAACACAGCAAUGUUUUCUCAUCUGUUCGUAUUUACGAGUCAUGUGUCAUUUGCGAAUGAAUCGACUCUUUGAGAAUGAAUCGACUCUUUAGCUGAACACUGAGAGCUGUUUUUUUUUUUGUUUGUUUGUUAGUUUUUUUUUUCCUUGUCAUUUUUCUUGGGAGAUGUAGACAAUGCCAUCACUCCUGUAGUGUAAUCACGUAAUCAUCAUUUAAUCACGGAAACCUCUUUUCCAACAUCUGAGUUGUUCGUUAGCAUUAAUUUGAAUCAUUUUCAGUAAUCACUCUAUAUCAGUCAGAGUCACGGUGAGGUUUGAUAUUCUUUACGUUAAUUAAAUCAAAUAAAAUUUUCGAUUCUUCAUCUGAACAGCGCACGAGCAUCCUCUUCGGCCAUGUUUAUAUUUAGAUCAUCGUUUAUUCAAAAUAAAUGUUCUCACAAGUCAGAAUUUAGCAACGAAUCAUUUAGGAGCCGACUCUUACUGAGCCGAGUCAAAUGAUCUGACUCACUACUGAAAAGAUCAGACCUUCCAGCACGAGUAUAUUUAGCAAACAGGAUGUGAGUUUUCCACCCGGAAGUCCCUCCAUCCCGCAUGUGUACAAAGAUUCAGAUUUAGUUUAAAGUGUGUUUACAGUAUCACAAAGUGCAUAGAUGAGGGAUAUAAAUGUUUUUUUUUGCAUUAGGGCUGUUAACAAUUCGAAUAUGUUUUUUUAAUUUUUAUAAUAUUUAAGCCUUUCAGGACAAAACAGAGCAACACAUGUUUUACUUUUAGACGUAUAAAGUGUAAAAAUCUUUCCAAAAAUUUUUUUAGGUAAAUGACCCUUGUGUUGUGUUGCUUAAUUACCUAAAACAUGACCCAGUAUUUGUGUAAACAUCCGAUUUGCUAAUUACCCACAGGAACUUACUUCAGUCGCUCUUUCUAUGGCUGAGUAUCAGAUGGUGAUCUGUUUGGAUGUACAGUCUCCUCCGUUUUUGCUUUUAAAAAAAACAAAACAAUGAAUAUGAGACGACAGAUCAGAAUUUCAUCUUUCAUUUUCUGAUAUUUACAUCUAGAGAUCUUAAAAAGCUUAGAAUAUGGCACCUUUGGUGGAAGACCACCCAAUGUUUUGGUGAGCAAAAGUAUUGGAACAGAUAGACUUAAUUAUAUAUAUUAAUAGUUAAUUAAAGAAAAUAACACUUGAUAUUUGGUUGCAUGUCUCUUGCUUGCAAUAACUGCAUCAAGCUGGUGAUCCACUGACAUCACCAAACUGUUGCAUUCUUCUUUUGUGAAGCUUUUCCAGGCUUGUAGCGCAGCUUCUUUCAGCUGUUGUUAGUUUUGAGGGGUUUCUCUCUUCAGUCUCCUCUUCAGGAGGUGAAAUGCUGCUCAGUUGGAUUAAGGUCUGGUGAUGGACUUGCCCAGUCUAAAACCUUCCACUUUUUCCCCUGAUGAAGUGCUUUGUUGUGUUGACAGUGUGUUUUGGGUCGUUGUCUUGCUGCAUGAUUAAGUUCCUCCCUAUUAGAUUGGAUGCAUUUCUCUGUAAAGUGUCAGACAUGUUAAUGUUUCUGUAGACUUCUGAAUUCAUUCUGUUGCUACCAUCAUGAGCUCCAUCAUCAGUAAAGAUUAGUGAGCCUGUUCCAGAAGCAGCCAUGCAAGCCCAAGCCAUGACACUACCUCCACCAUGCUUCACCCAUGAGCUCAUAUGUUCUGGAUCAUGAGCAGAUCCUUUCUUUCUCCAGACUUUGGCCUUUCCAUCACUUUGGUAGAGGUUAAUCUUCGUUACAGAACUGAUGUUUUUGGGUUUUUCUUCACAGCUUUCACAAUGUUUCUCUUAUCAGCUGCUGUUGUUUUUCUUGGCCGACCUGCUCGAUGUCUGGUUGUUUGUACAACUGUGCUUUCUUUCUUUUCCAGGACAUUCCAAAAUUGUUGUACUGGCUAUGCCCAAUGCUUGUCCCUCUUUUCACAGCUACAAAAUGGUUUGCUUUUCUCCCAUAGACAGCUCUCUGGUCUUCAUGUUGGUUUAUCCUUUUUAGCAACAAAUGCAGUCUUCACAGGUGAAACUCAGGGCUCAACCCAAGAGUAGACAUUCAGAGCUAUUAAUUGUUUAAAACAAUCAAUCUAACAGGACACACCUGGGCAACAAGAAACACCUGUCAGUCACAUUCCAAUAUUUUUGACCACUUGGAAAAAUUGGGGUGGUUCAGACAAAAGGUGCCAUGUUCUAGGUUGCUUAACACGUCUAGAUGUAAAUAUCAGGAAAUAAAAACUGUAAUUCUGAUCUAUCAUCUCAUAUUCAUCUUCUGAUCUCAAACCCAAAUGUCUUCAGUGUGUAACAAAAACAAAUGAAUUGGCCUUGCUGUUCCAAUACUUUCGGAGGGGCUGUGUGUAGUGCACUACGUAGGGUCUAUAACACCUUAAUUAUACCCUAUGUAGUGAGCAUAUAUAGUGAACAGAAAGUCUGCACGAUUUUCAUUGCUUAGGAAAGCGACAGUUUUUACCUUCUGUGGUUUGUGAUGAACAGAGUGUAGCUGCUGCUAAUGUUCGCUCAUUAAUAUUUACUAUACACUCAUUAAUAUUCGCAUGCAUUUCAAUACUAAAUCUUUUCAAUACAAUUGCACUUUUUAACUGAAUUAAAUAGCAGCCCUAGCUCACAAAAAUCUUUAUUAUUAAUAGCACAGGUGAUGUGUUUAGAGCUCACUCUCAUCAGAGAAGCUUCUUAAAAGUCUUAAAACUGGAAUCAGAACGUUUCUUAGACAUUUUUUUGUCGUCUUUUCACAAUAAUUUCCAUUUAAAUAGAAUCAAAUCCGUCUCCUUAUUCUACGACUCUUAUCUGCUUUAAUAAUGAUCUUCAAUAAACGUAAAUAAAAUCGAUGUAUAAAUUAAUGUAAAUAAAUUCUGUACCAACCAAAAUGUUAAAUUUAUAAAUAACAAGGCGUUGUGUAAGAGAUUCCACGUUUAUGCAUAUUCAUUAUUCAUAAGCUGGUUGUCUUAUGAAAAGAUUUGUUUAUAUAUAUUUAGCUACUUUGUGUUUAGUUGUACAGUGGAGUGCAAAAGUUUACACACCCCUGCUCUGAAGUGUGUCUUGGAUAAUUUUGUUUGUUUAUCUGUUUACCGGUGUUUUAUUUUUUGUCAUGUUUUUGUGUCUGCUUUUCAUACAUGUUUAAAAUAUUUUCUCUAUCUCCAACUUUUUCCAGACUUCCACGGAAUCGUAACUGAUCUCAGAACUCAUCUGAUUAUGAGUUUGAGCUUGUCUGGACUUUUCCUGACUCCACAAAGUGAAAAUUCACGUCUUUUUUUUAAAUUUUAUUUUAUAAAUAGCAUUAAAAGGAUAGACGUUUUUACAUCACACACUUACUAACAAGAACAAACCCAGACGAGAACAUGGGAUUGCACUUGUAAUUCAUUUUCCACCAUUUUGUGAUGACAGUAAAAUUGAGUGAAACAUAAUUAUCACGAAUGUAAACUUCUGGGUUACAUUUUGUUCGUAAGGCGACGAUUCGAUAUGUGACGAUACCACUGAGUCUACGAUACAAUACGAUUCGAUUCGAUUUAGUCACCUCUGAUCGAAACUGCUGGAGGAAGAAGCUAACCUGUUAAAUUAUUCACACAUAAGCUUAAAAAUACGAAUUAAUUUUUUAACCCCGUGUGUAAUAUUUCCUUUUUUUAAUCAUUUAAGAUAGUUGCUUUGAUUCAAUUCAAUCAUUGCCUUUUAAAUCGAUGCAUCAAUCCAAAUCUUUGAUCGUUACACCUGUAUGAAGGUGAUUUACUGAAAGAAAAAAAAAAGUUGUUUGAUAAAGCUUUUAGAAUUAAAACAUAAAAAAGGACGUGACUAACUUACUGAGGCUCAUGCAAAUAAAAAUAAUUACAGAAUGUCGACAGGGACACAAACUUCUGAUCAUGCUAGUAAAUAUUCUUCCUGAUGAUCUGUCAGUUGCUGUAAUAUUUAAUUCUCAAGUCAUUUUUUUUUUGUAAAAAUAUUGGGUUUUUUUUCACCCAGGAAGCGAGGGGGAUGCUAACUUUUGCACUCAACUGUACAGAUCAGGCUCGUUCAUUUAAUAUCUGACCUUGGUCAUUUAAGGCUGCUGUGUUUUUGCCAAAUAAAGGGCUGAAUAUCGGAGCUCAGAGUGUUUACAGCAGGAACGUUCCUCUGUGUGCUCACACUCAAGCCCACAAACACCAAGGACACCAAAUCCUUUUUUUAAUUUAUUUAUUUCACUCUUCUGUUGUCAGGAUCAGUGCUGUCCGUCGUUCCUCUGCUGGUGCUCGCUGUAUUUUUUUCCUCACCGUCUGGUCAGGUGUUUAAUCUAUAAAUUGUUGUUGAAUAAUUAUUAUUCCAGUGUUCUUCAAUAUCCAAAGUGCAACCGUGUGUGUGUUUGGAAGGUGUGUGUGUGUGUGUGUGUGUGUUUUAUGGUGAUCAGUGUCAGGUUUUUAAUCCAGAUCAGUACGAUAUGUCGAGGCGUGCGUCAGGAAGCUCGCCGGAGAAAUAAAGAACGUGUUAAAUAACAGAAACCUGCGUUCACGCUAGCAAGCGACGUUUAUUUUCUGCGUACGUUUGCGACACGGAGCCACGAUUUCCUCAAUUCUAUGCAAAUUAGGUAAACGACAAAUCCAAAUGAUCAGCUUGAAGGAUUCCUCGGACCGAUCCUAUGGCACGUGUCGUCCGACGUUUCUUCAGUUUCCCGCUCACUACUUUAGUUUCCUACCCGCGAUUAUUUCCUCAGAAAAAAAAAAAAAAAUGUGAAAAAGUGGUUUUAUCUUAUCGUGUCGUAUAAAAUGUGUGUAGAGACCGUCGGUGCCUCAGUUCGCUUGAUUUGCUAAGCUGAUCUGAGAGCGAAGCCAGGCGUGUAACACGUUAAUCACAUGAUCGAUUUUCACACUAAUUAGUGCGUUAUUUAAUUUGUGUUUAACUUGUUACCUUUAGAAGCGAUAUAUAUAUAUAUAUAUCUAUAUAUAUAUAUAUAUAUAUCAACUGCAUUUCUCAUCAAUAUGUAGGAAACACAGGACAGGACAGGCCACGCCCACCAGCGACAACCGACAAGUGAGCGAUUCGUCACGCGGUAGUCUGAACGUACGGUGAAAGAGUACAAACCGAAAAACAGUAGAGUGUGUGAUUAAAACCCAGUUACGCACACGCCUCUAUCUCAGAACGCACAAGGCAGUGACUGAUGCAGAGAUUUGUGAGCUCAGAAUGUUUAGAAACACUAAACUGAUGUAUUUUUCUAUGAAUCCAAAUAUAAAGAUAAAUAAUUCGAGGCUAUAUGAUAUAGAUAUGUGUAGAGAUAUAGUUAUGAUUUUUUUUUUUUCUUUUCCAGUGGCAUUGUUUUCUCUUCUCGUGAGGCCAAUCUCAUACCACUUCAUCUGAUUGCAGUUUUUUUUUUUCCUGUUAAACGCUGCCGUGAAUUUGUUCUAAAAUUAGCAACAUUUAAAUCAGGUCUUUGCUUUGUGCAUUUUGCUUUUUUUCCUUCAUUUCUACACCUUGCUUCCUCCUUCAAUCGCAGCACUGAUUAUUUUAUUUAUUUAAUGUUCGAUAAACCAGUUUUCUUCCUUUCACACCUUUAUAAGCCAUACUGAAUUCUCAAUUCUGAAGUUUUCAGACUCUUACUUUGGACCAUUUUUUAUUUACUUUUUAAAAAAAAAAAAAAAAGGAAAAAAUCCUAUAAGGUUUUAU